Messenger RNA from Gryllus bimaculatus (two-spotted cricket), 2717 nucleotides. NCBI's taxonomy places the organism in Eukaryota, Metazoa, Arthropoda, Insecta, Orthoptera, Gryllidae. The record is from the annotation of a GenBank genome assembly.
AUUUUAAAUUUCCUCAAAUUCUGUCUUGGAUUUUUUGUGCAUUUCAAGAUAGUUUUUUUCUUAGUUACUGUAAAUCCACUUGACAUGGUUUCUCGAAUUAAACGAGUUGAAAGCCUUAUGGACCCGCUGAGAAAUACUCAGUGGACUCUGGUGUACUCUGAAGUAUUCAGUAAAGCUGGCACUUCGUUCGUUUUGCUCGUUUAAUGGACAGGAACAAUAAAACUUACGUGUCAAGCAGUGGUUUCAGCGAAAAUGAUGUGAUUAGUUUCCAUGAUUCGUUACUCCACAAGUCAGAUGUUGAUCUCCUCACUGGUCCUUAUUGGCUGAAUGACAAUCUAAUAGGGUUUUAUUUUGAAUAUCUAGAAAAUGUCACGUUUCAGGGUUGUGAUAAACUCUUAUUUAUUAGUCCACAAGUCACUCAGUGUUUAAAAAUGAGUAAUUGGAGAGAAUUGUUUGCUUUUCUAGAUCCUCUGAAUUUUCAUCAAAGAGAUUUUGUGUUUUUACCUGUAAAUGAUUGUGAUGCAUUAGAAAUUCCUGGUGGUACUCACUGGAGUUUAUUAGUCUUAAGCAAACCAGAGAAUCUCUUUUAUCAUUUAGAUUCCUGUACUGGAUCUAAUUAUUCUCAUGCAUGGCAAUUAGGUGUCAAUAUAUCAAAGUACAUGCGAAAGCAAGUAGACUUCACAGAAUCAGAAUGUCUUCAGCAAAGCAAUUCAUAUGACUGUGGUAUCCAUGUAUUGUGUUCAGCUGAUCAACUUGCCAGUCACUGUAUUAAAGAAAACAAGAUCAUUGGAACUACUAGAUUGAAUAGAUCAACAAUCCAAGCAAAACGGCAUCAGCUAUUGGAUUUAAUAAAGGCACUGAAACAGCCCACCAUUCAUUAAGAGAUUUAGUUUAUUUGACAUUUCCCUCAUCAUUGACAUCUUUCUCUUAUAACAUAUUGAGUUGGUGAAACAACAUAAAAAGUGAAAUUCUUUAUGGAAAGUAACCAUAAAUUGAGAUUUGUUUCCAUGAUUGCACUAUUGCUUAAUAUGUAAGGUAAAUGAAGUGAACUAGCAAUAUCUUUGGCAUAACAUGUUAAUAAAGAAAAUUCAGAGUGCUCUGGUGUUUGAUACUUUCAUUCAAAUACAAUGUGAAUUUAUUUUCCAAUGCCCCAAGAUAGGAAUUGUCCAAAACGAUGAUCAUCACCUAGAUGGAAAAUUACAUUAUCAGCCAUAUAAAACUCUUUAUUUAAUGAGUAAACUAUUAUAAUUUUGUAAGUAUUCAUUUUUCUCUCAGAAUUUCAUUUGCAUCUUAAAAUUUGAUACAAAUAUCUUUGACCCCGUGGAUAAGCUGCUAAGUCAUGAAAGCUUAAAUUUCAGGGAAGAGCAAGAAAAGUUUUUCAACUGAAGUAAAUUCAAACAUUUUAGCUAAACUAUUUAUGUGAAGGUUUCAUUUAACAUCAUUAAUCCCUGACUUACAGUAACAGGUGAAAGUGUUUUGUUUCUUUGGCUCUCCUGUAAAAUUUAAGCAUUCAUGACUUAUCAGCUUAUUCACUGGGGGUCAAAGAUACAUUCAUUUAUCUUGUACAAAAACAUGAAAAUACUAGAAUGCGCAGAGGGGCAAUGUAUUCUUACGUGAAAUUUUAAUCAAUAUUUCUCGUGCAUUAUGUUAUAGUGAUGAUUCUCUCCACAUUUUAUAUUAAGAGCACUCUUGUACCUCAAAUUAUUUGAGCAUAAACCAUGUGUUUAAUGAGCAAGGUCAAAUUUUUCUACAAUGCCCAAAAGGUUAAUGACUCCAUAAAAUUAUGUGAUGGUGUAUAUAAUGAUAGUACUUGGAAAAAUAGGGAUAACAGAGAGGCAUUCGAUUUUUACCAUUUAGUACAUGUAAAAACAGGUGAUGUGGAUAUUCUGUUUUUAGCAUAUGGGUAGAUUUCACAGUAGUAUUGUUCCUCAGCAUCCUUUUCUCAAAAUCUCGAAUAGAAAGCCUAGAAAAUGAGAUUUAUGUAAUUUAGCAAGGACUCUGCAUGUAAGUUAGGGCUACAGAAUGCAACUUUUGCUGGGAACAAAUUUAUUGAAAAUUGCAUUUGAUAUGAGCUGACCAACAAAAAACAAGUAUAUUAAUUAAAAUUCAUGUUCAUUUGCUCUCAAUAAGAUGGUUAUUGUAAAUACACCACCUUUCUGUAAGAAAUAGAAAGCUCAAACAUUUUGUUAAUAUAUGAAAAUAGUCCAUACGAGCGUAAUUAGAAAUAAGGCAGUGGAAAAUGUAUGUACAGAAAAGUUAAAAAUCAAUUGGAGUGUAGUUUUUGUAAAAAAUAUUUCUCUUACCACUUGAAUCUUAAGUAAAUUCUUUUUUAUUUUCUUGUAUACUGAUAUUAAUGUUGUACAGAGAAAGUUACAUAAUGCUGAAACAAUCUAUGUCAAGAUUUUUACAGAAAUUUUGCAAUUUGAUGAUACAGAAAAAAAUUUCCCCUAAGAAUCCCCACCCCAGUCUUUUAACUUUGUGACUCUGUUAAAAAUCAAAUAAUUAAUUUCCUACAAUUUUUCAUAAUUUUUUGUGUACAAUGUAAUUUUAUCUAUUCUAGAAAGAUACCUCACAAGCAAUAACAGGAGCUUGUGUGAUAAUACCAUGGAAGAAUAGAUUGUUCUAUGGUAAUACACUAAAACGUGCUCAAUGCGGAAAUCAGUCCAGUGUGGACAUAAACUGCAGUCCAGGCAAAUGAAUAUUCUACAAUAUUACAU